AUGUAUAAAUUUUCACAUAAAGUAAAUAAGAGACAUCUUAAUCGAGAGAUUAGGCGUCAGUCUCUUUAUCUAUUAAUCGCUCGACAUCUUAGUCUUUUGAGCGAAAACUCUGGUGAUGAUAACAGUGACGACAACUUGCAACGAAAAGGUAUUAAUAUAAAUAGGCUUGGUUCAUCAUUUGACAAGAAAAAUGAUGGUAAUUAUAUAUCACCUGUGUCAUCGAAUGUUUAUGUUCUAGAUGAUAAUGAACGAAAUGAUGAUGAAGAUAAUAAUUAUUGGAAUGUUGAUGAAGUUGAUAAUCAACAGAAUAGUGAUGAAAAUGAUGGUCGAUAG
Molecule: messenger RNA, 333 nt
Organism: Rotaria socialis
Lineage: Eukaryota; Metazoa; Rotifera; Eurotatoria; Philodinida; Philodinidae
Source: the annotation of a GenBank genome assembly